CUAGAAGCAUUUCUAUCAACGGCUUACCCCAAGUUAACGAGUAGACAAUUCGAGGGAAGUCUCCYGGAAACAUCUGAAUCUCUGUCAAACUUMGUCUAUCAUGGGUACUUUCGAGGCUGCCCAGAAGGAUUCGAAGAGCGAAGACAAGCAAGUCGCUACAACCAAAAAGCCGAAAACAAAACGCCAGCGUAGAAAGGAUCUUCAAAAUAGUGACAAGAACAAAUGGUUGAUCCAACAUCCCAAGAUCCAGUCGAAUGAAAAGAGACAACAAGUCUACAUCAAAGAUGCGGGGUUGAACGAAACGAAAGCCGAAAAACGGCAGGCGCCCAUCGAUCCCAAACUGGACUUGAUGUCUCCCGAGGUGAAAUUUGGGAGACUCUUGGCCGGAACGGAUCAGCGUAAACGACACGCCGCUGUGAAAAAACUCAAAGCGUACCUAAAAGCCCGGUCCGAUAUCUCAGAGGUUGUGGAUGGUGAUGGUUUGGAGAGUACCAGCGGCGGAAUUUCUGAGCUCGAUUUGUUGAAGUUGUGGAAGGCUUUGUGGUACACCCUGUACAUGGCAGAUAAGAAAGCCGUUCAAGAMGAGCUAUCGAAGCAACUUGUUCAAUUAUUGUGGUGUGUUGUUGGAACGGAAGAGGAAGAUGAAUACGCCGGUCGUGCCUACCUCGAAAUGACUGAGGCCGAAGAGCAAGAACUGGAAGAAGGCGACGAAGACGACAGCGAUGGUGAGGAGGAAGACGAUCACGAGGUGACACUUGAAGAAAUCGAGAACACCAUCAAAGAGGAACUGGAUAGCGACGACAAUGGCGAGAUAGAAGAGGAAGAGGACGAGGACGAAGCUAUGGAGGAGGAAGAUCCUGAAGGAUCAGAUGAAAUCAUGGAGUUGAACGAUGAAGAGAUUCCCCACUGUCGGGGUGCGCAUCUGGCAUCCAUCUUUGUCAGGACCUUUUUCCGUACGAUCCGUAGGGAUUGGGGUACGAUGGACAAAUACCGCAUCGACAAGUUUUACACCUUGAUCCGACUCAUGAUGCAUGAGAUAUACGAAUACAUGUCUGUCCGGUCCUGGAAUUAUGGCAUCGUGCUUUUGUUGAACGAUGCCRUUUUUGAGGAAAUACUGAAACAUCCUCCCAACGGAUUGAGAUAUCACUUGAUUGAUUUGUGCUUGGAAGAACUCGCAAAAGUAAACGCCAAGGCGAAGAUUCAACUGACCGAAGCUACGUUUCUGGAUGUCUUGGAACCAUUCUUUGGACUUUGUCAAACUGGCAGGAACGACGAUACCGUCCAGGAGAGGGUCAUGGAAAAGGUGAUGGACAACUUUCUAGAAAACUAUUCCAUCAUAAGCGACAGGGCGCUCAAAGAAGCCGAGGACGAGGAAGACAACGGUACCUCCAUCAUUUUCAGCAACGUCCACGUCAAGACCAUAGCCGAGUUCUUCUUCACCCUCGGAAGCGACCCCGCUACGAAGGACCAWUUCCGCAAGUCGCUGUACGACAUGCACAAAAAAUACAUGCGCCGCCUGAAAAAAAUCGGAAAGGACGUCGAGAUCACAACGGACGAAGACGGGAACGAAAUCUACGAAGGAGAAGAAGAAGACGCAGUUGUCGACGACGUUAACAUCAACAACAUCGACGAAAGCAUCCGCUUCCUCGAAGCGGAGACGGGAGAGAACCAAGAGGAUUCGGAAGACGACGAUGACAUGGGAGACGAUGGUGAGGARCCGGUGGCAAAGGUCGAAGCCGAAAAGCCAAAGAAGGAGUCUAAGAAAAAGAAGAAGAGAAAAUCGAUCGAUCCCGAGCCCGAAUCGGAAGACAACUCCGCGCCCGCGAGUKCCGAAGCAGAGGGCGACAAGAAGAARAAAAAAAAGAAGAAGAAACGAAAGAGCGAUCCCGUGGAAAGCGCUGCAGAGGAAGAGAUUGUCAUCACCCUGACCGAACAGCAGGACGCCAAAAAGAAGGACAGGGACGCCAAGAAGAAACGAAAGGAAGAAAAGGAAGAGYGUGAAAAGGCAGGGGACGAAAAUGCUUCGAAGGGUUCGCGGCGUGUCUCUUUUGGGAAGAAAAACCGGGCCAAGUCCCACAAAGCCUCCAUGAAGGCCCUCCGWACGACGGAAGCCCCCGACACCAGGGAAACAGUCCCCGAGAAAGGAAUCCUCCGGAAGGAGCCGAGACACAAAUCGAGUCUCAAGAAUCCUUCRAAAAAUGCCCGAAAAAAGGCAGUGAACUAUUUUUAGCUCUCCGACUGUGCGAUAGAGACGGGAUCUCUCGAUAGUGUUGCAAUCYAAAACAAGCAUACGGUUUUAUAAGGACGGUSUAACCUGAUCGKUUUGAUCCAAAAAAAGACAGUUUUUGUCAUUCAAGCACUWUUCAUUUCGUACAAUCGUAUCGGCGCAUGAAGAGACUAGUAGUGAAACACUGUUAUUUAUACCACGCCAUGGAUGCAGCCAAUAAUUAUCUAGAAGAUUG
Molecule: messenger RNA, 2462 nt
Organism: Pseudo-nitzschia multistriata
Lineage: Eukaryota; Bacillariophyta; Bacillariophyceae; Bacillariales; Bacillariaceae
Source: the annotation of a GenBank genome assembly